UUUUCUUAGAAAGGGAUCAGGAAAUCUUUAUGCAACUCAUUGUUAAUACUAAUUUUAACAGCGUACCUCCGAGAUUCAACUACCGAACUGUGUUGAUCAUUUAUCUGGAGCUGCAGGUCUAAGAGAAAAAAAUACAUUAAAUGGACAAAUAGAAAAUUUCAAUAUUGAAAACUCAGUAGACAUUCUUUCUUGCAUGAGUGGAUCAAGAAACUUUGAUGGCUAGAGGAUCCAAGAAAUGUAGGCAUACCAACAGCCCAUAUUCUACUGAAAAAUAUCCUCACUUGAAGCCUGCAGUUGGAGUGAAAGAUUCUGUUCCUAAUAAAACAAGAGAAAUGAAGAAUUUACAAACAUUCAAAUCAGCAGACCUUGACUUACAAAACACAUGUGAGGAAGAGCAAGAAAGACUCGAUGGAAGUGAAAAUAACCACUCACAGGUUGAAGUAGAAGAGAACAGAAGCAAAAGUGGUGAACUGAAAGGAUCAGAAACCGUAUGUGAUGGCAGUUAUCAUGAAGGAUUAACUCAGCAGAGGAAGAGGGGAAAAACUGAUGAACAGCAGUUUCCUGCUCUGCAGAAAGGAGAUUCUGAUAGUAGCUGUCCUGGCUUGCAUAUGAAGGGAGUAAAGAAGAAUGAAAGUGGAAAACGGACAUUAAAAGCAUCUGUGACUUCACGUGUAUUUGCAAAGACCACCUCACUGGCUGGUGGUCUCCUACACGUGAAUGACAACAGCGGUUUAAGUGAAGGAGAUCAAGGUUGUGGCAGGUCUUCAAAGAAAACGUCUACUAAAAAAGACAAGGUCAAAGAGCAGCUUAAUUCUGUUGAUGACCUCGGUGACUCAUCUCUGGCACCGGAAACAGCUUCUGAGGAUCGCAAGUCGCUUUACCCUAACUGUAAGAAUACCCUGAGGCUAAUCGAACAACUUGGCCCGGAGAGGAAAGAUUCUGAUAGGUUAUUGAAAAUUCAGGAUCCAGUUCAUUCAUUCAGAUCAACAGAACUUAAAGAAUCUGACUGUGCACUACUUAGAGGAAAACUUAAAGAAAUGGAAAAUAAGGUGAACUGGCUACACACAGAGCUGCUGAAAACAAGAGAAGAAAAAUCACAGUUAAAACUUCAAAAUGUGGAGUGGGAACGAGAGCUCCGCCGCAUGAGAUUCACAUUAAAACAAGAAACAAAGAAGAAUAAAAAUGCUUAUACAUUAUAUGAAAAAUCUAAGGAUGAUUUAAAAAGAAAAGAGAAACAAUACGAUGAGCAAGUUUACCUGAAACAACAACUUGAAAGCACUGCCCGAGGACUGGAAUGCAAACUGAAGAGCGUAAGGAAUAAACCAAAUCAGGUUUUAGAAGAGCGAAAUGACGCUCAGAGACAACUUUCUCGAGAGCAGAAUGCCAGAGUAAUGCAAGAUGAAAUCCUGUCCCAUCAUCUUUCCCAACAAAAGGAGGCAGAAAAGGCUAAUAAGAAAAUGAAUGCUGAGGACACAAUGGAUUUUGAGCUGUCUGACCCAAAAGAUAGCAGCGAGGUGCUUCCUCAGCAACUUCCCAAAGCUGAACAUCAAUUCCGUGGCCCAGAAAUUGAGCUCCAUCCCAGGAGAGAUGCUCUUAGACCAACGACGUUGGUAUUAGAAUGUGUGAAUAGAGACCGAGGCCAAGCCCAGCGUUCAAACAAGGAAACUGAACCCUUGUCUCAGAGCAAACAAGGAGACAUCAACAGAUACAUUGGAAAGCAGGCAUUCUUGAAGGAGACAAUAUGUAAACUACAAAGUGAAAACACGUUGCUUCGACAGCGACUAGAAGUGGCUCAAAAUAAAGCCAGAAGUGAAAAGACAAUAUUUAAUACCCCAGAGCCAUUUCUGGAUCGCACGGGAAAACUUGAAGCCAUGAGCAGACGAGUUCUGAUGCUGGAGGAAGGAAACAUGGAGUUAAUUAAAGAAUGCAGACAUUUAAAGGACAGACUGUGUCAGUAUGAAACGGACAGAGCAGAAAUGGAAGCCCGUAUGAGACAGCUUCAACAAGAGCUGACUGACACCCAAAAGAAAGUGUCCAUGUUGGAAGCGUCCCUGGAGGUGACAGCACAUCAUCAAACUAACUCAGAAAACAAGAGACGGGAUGGAGAGAGGAAGUCACAGCAAACUGCGAACCCAAAUGCUGAUCUUCCAGCAAAAGAGGAAUCGACAUCUUCAGUACUUGUCCAUCUGAGUGGAGAAACUCAGCUUCUUCUAAAGGAGUUACUACCUAUGACAGAGAUGCAAAAGAAAUGUGAAGCACUAGAGGAGGAGAAGAAGAAGUUGGAGGAAGAAGUAGUAAACCUCAGAUGUCACCUCGAAAGGAACACGGUGGAACGCAGUCAAGUGGAGCAGGACAAACGGGAGACUGAAGAAGAAACGAGACAGGAUGUAGUAAAAGCACUGAAAAAACUCAAGCGAGCUGUGAAGUACAGACGGGAAACUGAAAAGCAAGGAAGACGCGAUGUAGUAGAAAAACUGAAAGAAAUCAGCCAGUUUCUACAGGCACAAGCAGCACUUCAAGAAAACGUGUUAAGAGAGUGCAAACGUGCUUCAGUCAGUCAAACGGAACAAAGAGUUAAAGAUCUGGAACCUGAACUUAAAAGUGAUUCUAAUGAAAACAAAUUGGAAAAGUACAAACAACUAUACCUGGAAGAGCUAGAAAAUAAAAAGUCUUUGGCAAGUCAGCUAACCUCGGCUAAUGAGAGGCUGGCCAAGAUGUGCACUAAGCUUCAGCUGGAGAAGCAGCACAAGAGCUCUUUCCCCGGCUUUGUUCCUACAAGGCCUGUUGGUGGACCGCCUUCUGCUGCUGGUACUAGCGCGGAGGCCAAAAGCAGUCCUACUCGAAGAAGGCGCUUCAGGACUUUUUCAGACCCUUCGACUAACUUUGAGCAAUCCCUUGUUCCGGAUGCUGAAGAAGUUGGAGAAGAAUACAGAUAGAGAAUUAAAAGAAGCUACUACUGAACUUGAAUCUAAGUCCUACAGACUCUCUAGUAGCCUUAAUGGACGAGUCAAGUCCAAGUCCAGAUCUGGUUUCGAAAGCACGUGAAGAAUAUGUGGAGAUUUUGAAGAAUAAGUAGAAUGAUCUGCAAGAUAAAUAGUAAACGUUUACCUGCUGGGCUGUUUGCCUAACAUUUCAUUUACUUCCCGUUAUGUAAGAUACUGACACUGUUUAUUAAGCGAAAAUACUCUUGCAUUCUCUGUGCAUGAUUAAAAUUGAUGUAGUAUUUUAAACCA
Molecule: messenger RNA, 3233 nt
Organism: Vicugna pacos (alpaca)
Lineage: Eukaryota; Metazoa; Chordata; Mammalia; Artiodactyla; Camelidae
Source: RefSeq, a predicted model, not a curated record